GUCGUUUUCACUAAAGCAUCAGAACUUCUUUUUACUGCAACCAAAAACCAAGUGUACUUCGGAAAAAUAAAAGUGGUCAUACCUAAAUCUUGGAGUACACAGACGCACUACAAACAGCUCCCUGCGCUGUCUUCACUGGAAACCUACAUCAAUAUUGGCAACUGGAAAAUAAAAUCACCGCAUGUAAGGUCAAAAACAUUUCAAUGUGGGGAGGAGGGUUUGGUAAUGUAUCUACAACCUUCAUUCUUUCUGCAAACCGGCAGGACCAACUAUGGAAAUCAUGAAAAUGUUAUAGUUCAUGAAUGGGGCCAUCUUCGCUGGGGUUUAUUUGAUGAAUAUCCUACACGUAUUGGUAGAUCGACAGACGUUUUUUAUCAACACGAGGGUAAAUGGAAACCUGUCGGGUGUUCGCAUAAAGUGCGAGGUCGGAUUGGAAGAAAUACUAACUGCAACACAGAACACAAGAAAUGGUGUGACGCUGAUAAUUCAAUGAAAAAGAUGGAAAAUACUUGCUAUUUUUGUCCUUACACGGAUCAAGAUGUGAAGAUAAGUUUGAUGGGAUAUCAAUACAUUGACCAGAUGUCUAUGUUUUGCGAUAAAGACGAUGAAACUGUGCCAGAAGACGAGCGUCACAAUAGAGUAGCACCAAACGCUCAGAACAAAUUGUGUGAUGGGAAAAGUGCUUGGGAAGUAAUGAGGGAACACGAAGACUUUAAAAUGUCAAGUGAGGAAACACUAAUUGAACCAAACACAACACCAGAUUUUGAAUUUAUUCAAGAAAACAACAUUUAUAUGGUUUUUGUGUUAGAUGUCUCUGGAAGCAUGAUAAGCACAAUUGGAAUUCUAGCUCAAGCUGGGGAAUAUGUUAUACAAGAAAAAAUUCCUUUUGGAAGUAGCCUGGCAAUUGUUACAUUCAAUGAUGAUUCAAACAGAAGAUUGGAUAUGAAACAAGUGAACUCACAAGAGGACAAAGACGAAAUUGUAAAGGCUCUUCCUUUACUUACUGGUGGGGGUACUUGCAUUGGAUGUGGUAUUGAAGCAGCAAUACAAGUACUAACAGAAGAACUAGGGUCUGCUGAGAAUGGACAAAUUGUUCUAAUAACAGAUGGCAUGGACAAUAGUGGUAACCUUAGUAUGUCUAGAUCGAACGCAAUAGCUUCAAAAGUAAAAAUUAACACAAUAGCGGUAUCUCAGCAAGCUAUCCCACUACUUUCUGAUAUCGCAGAAGAAACGGGAGGAAAGCCUUACACCUAUUUAGAAAUAGAAACAAUCAGCUUUGCCGCUGUUUUUAAUGAAGCGAUAUCGGGAGGUACCUCUAUAACAACACUGGCAAGUCAACCUGCAAUG
Ruditapes philippinarum (Manila clam) is the source of this 1347-nucleotide messenger RNA. Its product is annotated as calcium-activated chloride channel regulator 1-like. The record is from RefSeq and is a predicted model, not a curated record. The transcript has 7 exons. The annotation marks the transcript as partial. NCBI's taxonomy places the organism in Eukaryota, Metazoa, Mollusca, Bivalvia, Venerida, Veneridae.